Messenger RNA from Trichoderma atroviride IMI 206040, 1951 nucleotides. Lineage: Eukaryota; Fungi; Ascomycota; Sordariomycetes; Hypocreales; Hypocreaceae. The record is from RefSeq and is a predicted model, not a curated record.
CUGGUCUAGUUCAAGUAACUGGCGAGAAAGGAGCACAAUACAGUUCCUACCACAACCUUUGGCGUUCACGCACAAAUUUCAUCUUGUUUUUUUUACAAAAAGAAACACAAUGAUCAAUCAAGAAUGGCCGGUUGUGGCAGACCGUAGUCAAAAGAAGAGGAUCCAGAACCGUGUAGCACAGAGAACAUAUCGCAAUCGCAUAAAAGAGCGCAUGGAAGAGCUACAAAAAGAAGUCAACGAGUAUCGCCGCCGAGAGCAACAGCAAGCCUCGUCAGAGCAUCAAGACAGAAGUGUCGGCGAAUCAGAAAGAGACACCAUCAACAUUGAUGCAAGUGGCGAAAAGUCUGUCUUCCUAGCGGAGUGUGUUAUGGAUACAAGGGUCGAUCUCAAAUCAUUGCCCAGCGUUGGCUCCAACACACCGCCACUGAAUAACACCUCUCCGGGCAAUAUUAGCAGCAAUAACAGCAUCAAAAGUAGAAAUAGCCCCGGAGAUGUCGAAAAAGAGGACGGUAGGAACAGUGAAGGCUACAUGAUGGAUAUGGACAGACGCGAGGAUGCCGCUUCAUUGAUAGGCAGUGUCACCCCCGAACAAUCCACGAGCAAUGUUGCGAUUCAGCAGACGCAUGCUGCUGUUCCACCUCAGCGUCUCACUCAGCCACAGCAUCAACGAACUCACAUGCCUCCGCAGUUCCCGUUGACAGCAUUUGGUUUGGCAGCGCCAUCUUUACCUCCUACCUACAAUUUGGCGACUGAUUGGGGGUGGACGAAUACGCCAAACUUGUAUAGAGACCCGAUGAAUCACCAAGCAAUCUCAGGAUUUCCGAAUCUCAGACAAAUACGAGGCGAUCAUCAUUCGAACUCGGACGCAUCCUAUAUAAUUCCCGAUGUCACAGCAUUCGUGGCACACCCUCCCGAGUCAAAAUAUUCCCACAUUCAAACCAUGGAUCAAGAAACAGAUAUCCGAACAAUAGCGGGUAGAUCAUCAGAUGAAUCAAGCGACCCAGGAAGUAUAAGUUCUAGGAGUUCAGUUAUUGGCAGCACGCUAUACGAUUGCCCGCAUAAGAAUCUAGCACAAAUGCUACAAAGUUAUGAGAACGGCGAGCAGCGAUUAAAAGAUAGGAGCCUAGAAGAUCGUUUGGAGUUUAUGCGGGUGUGUGCCUCUGUAGCUGGCUUCCACAACAUUGAUGAUAUGGCAAAGAAGUAUUACACUGCGGACUUUAGCCAUGAUUCUGUCAUCUCGCGGGAGCAGCGCAACAGUCGACACAGUCAGCUUCCACAGUUACUCUCGAAACUUCGAAAGAGCGUCAAAACAUGGACCCAGUGGGAAGCCCAUCGUUAUCAGUACGAAAUAAUUAAGUCAGCACAGAGUCUUAUUCGCGCAGAGCGGAGCGACCACCACACAACAGAGAAUACCUAUACCGAAGCACUUACGGAUCUGGAGAAGGCACUGGCCGUAGGGCUGGCUCACAACUCUGGAGAAGACGAGUUGAUACCAAGAGCAUUUCAGAGACUAUCCAAGGUGUUUCAAGAUACAGUAAGCCUCACCGAAGAUGUGGAAUUUGAUUGAGACGCUUGUUGGUAUGGAUGAGACAAUAACUCAAAAGCAACGAACCUAUACAUCACUUUCGAUUAUGCUUCUCUUGUGCUGUUCGGAUCAAAUGCACAAAUGUGACAUCUCGGCGUUGGUAUCGAGCUGUCUACACACUGCACAAUAUCAUUCGAGGUGAUAUAGGGGUUCUAUAUGCGCCAUAAUUGGUUAGCAUUGAUCGUUUGAUAUUCGCCUUUGUGCUUUCUUUUAGCCUAUGGUAUCGGAUGAGGCGAAACAACGUUUCACCCUGGUCCUGAAAAGCUUUCAUCCAGAUAAUCCGAGAAUCCAUCGUCUGACAAUGAUGCUUUUUUUAGCAUCUAAAUAUACUCUAUGUAAAGAAAUAGCAAAAAUUACCUGAAUGAG